CACCAUGUUCCUAUAUAAACAGAGAAUGAUCAACUGAUUUUUAUCAUUACAUUUCGAUUUCUAUCAACACGGACCUAAUAAACAGACUAUAAAAAUGUUCAAAUACGUGUUAUUUGCUGCUCUUCUGGCCAUCACCUCAGCCAAGCCUCUAGUAGUAGAAUACCCAGUAUCAUCCGUCGCUGCCUACUCGUCCCCAGUAGCAGUAGCAUACACAGCACCGUACUACUACCCCGAAUAUGCGACAGCCUACGAUCAUUACGACUACUAUACCUACCCUCACAGCUAUGACUAUUUUGUACGUCGCGUGGUCCAAUGCCGCAGACGCCGCUACGCGUGGUUGCGCCACCACGCUUCGAGCUACUAUAUAAUGUCCACUGAAACCUCUAACUUGCAUCAUUCCUUCUUUUUCAUUCUUACAGUAACAUCACUAACCAACAACCCUAUCAAAAUGAUGAAACUGAUCGUCAUCCUUUCCGCAUUGGUCGCCAUUGCUGCUGCCAAACCCAGCGUUGCUGCUGCGAUAGUCGCCGCUCCAGCACCAGUAGUAACAGCCACUAGCUCACAGUACUACCACCGUAUUAACAAUGGUCUCGCUGCCUACGUCGCCGCCCCAGCUCCCUACGUUGCCGCCGCUGCUCCCUACGUCGCUGCGCCAGCUCCCUACGUCGCCGCCGCUCCCUACGUCGCUGCCCCAUCUCCCUACGUCGCCGCCGCUGCUCCCUACGUUGCCGCCGCCGCUCCCUAUGUUGUUGCCUAAUAAAUGCCAUAUCAAAAUUCGAUACCAAAUAUUGUGAUACUAUGAAGUAAAUGUUGAAUUGCA
Messenger RNA from Bicyclus anynana (squinting bush brown), 820 nucleotides. RefSeq lists its product as uncharacterized. The record is from RefSeq and is a predicted model, not a curated record. The transcript has 4 exons. The coding region runs from base 95 to 757 and encodes 220 amino acids. Lineage: Eukaryota; Metazoa; Arthropoda; Insecta; Lepidoptera; Nymphalidae.